Messenger RNA from Enhydra lutris kenyoni (northern sea otter), 786 nucleotides. It is a transcript of the gene CUNH22orf46, whose product is annotated as chromosome unknown C22orf46 homolog. Lineage: Eukaryota; Metazoa; Chordata; Mammalia; Carnivora; Mustelidae. The coding region runs from base 1 to 786 and encodes 261 amino acids. The transcript has 3 exons. The record is from RefSeq and is a predicted model, not a curated record.
AUGUUGCUGCCACUGCUGGGAGCCUGUGCUGUGGUGGGGCCAUUCCAGGGCCCUGAGUGGGAACCAGUGCAGGGCCUGCUCUCUGAGGAUCGCAGCUGCAGGGACCCUCGGUGCUGUGGCAACCUGCUUGUGCUCUGCCUCUUUCUGAUCUGGCAGGUCCAGCACUACUGGCACCAGGUCACAAGGACCCACACCAGCACGCGGAAGGUCAUCAAGGUGACACAGCAGAAGUGGACAGUGCCCUCCGUGAGACAUGACACUUGCUUCAGGAUGACCCCUGAAUUCUUCUUCAGUCCUGAUAAUUUCAACGACCUGGAUGCUCAUGUCCAACAAUGGGUACAAAAGAAGAGACAGGAAUACCGAAGGGGCCUCCAGGAAUCAUGGACCCAACACCUGCUCUCUUGGCAACACCCAUUUCAGGGCCCACCUCGGGAUUUCCAAACACCUGUUGAGCCCUUCUUUUGCACCACCUCCCUUUCAAGCACCUGUAUGAUCCCCCAGGACAGUUCUCGGGAAGCAUGGCAGGUAACCUGGUGUCUCAGUGAUGAGCAGACUCACCUGAUUUGCAAGUCACUAUUCCCUGCCCUGGACCGGUACCAAAGGAUGGAGCAGCUGCUGGUCCACUCCCAGGAAGAGUUGGUGCCACUGGAGCCUGUUGUCAGCCUGAGAUCUCACCUCACAUCCAGGAUUUUAGCUACCUCUCUCUCAAAUCUCCCUUCAUCUCAGAGGCUACAGUUCUGCUCCAGAGACUUCUUACCUGAUCCUUCCAUCCAACAACAAGGUUGA